CUCUCUCUCUCUCUCUACAUUCUCUCACAAUCUACAUCAUUCGUGUGUAUAUAUACGUAUAACGACACUUCUUCAAUCUUCUCGUACAAAACGGAGAAGACGACUCCAACCAUUUUGACUCCCAUUGACCCGAUCCUCUGUCUUUGACUCUUUGCAGUGAUGUCGGGUCAAGCUCUCAAAGAUCUCAACACGAUGCCUGCCUCUGAGAGGAAGAACGAUAACUCCAGUAAGGGGAACUUUACUAAACCUCAUUCCGAGAAUGGAAAUCUUGCAGAAAAGCACAGGAAAGCCACUGCCUCCGUGGUUGAAACUGUCACGAGUGGAGAUGAAAGUGUGAAAACUGAGGUUGAGGUUGGAAACAUAGAAGUUGAAUACAUUGAAUCUGAGAAUCUCGAUGAUGUAGAAGAUGUGGAUAUGACUCUAAAGGCACUUUUGGCUGGACUAGACUCUAAAGAUUGGGUUUUGGUAUGUGAGUCACUCAAUGAUGUACGCCGAAUAUCGAUAUUUCACAAGGAAUCAAUGUUCAACAUGCUGGAGAAUGUGAUCCCACUCAUUGUGAAAUCACUGAAGAAUCCAAGAAGUGCUCUGUGUAAGACAGCAAUCAUGACAUCUGCGGAUGUUUUCAGUGCAUACAGUGAUCACAUUAUUGAUUCAUUGGAUCCUAUGCUUUUGCAACUUCUUCUGAAGUCUUCACAAGACAAAAGAUUUGUAUGUGAGGCAGCUGAGAGAGCUUUAAUAGCCAUGACUGCUUGGCUUUCGCCCAUUUUGCUGUUACCAAAGUUGGAAACUUAUCUUAAGCACAGAAAUCCUCGAAUUCGAGCCAAGGCUUCAAUGUGCUUUUGUCGAAGUGUACCACGACUGGGAGUGGAGGGAAUCAAGGCAUAUGGGAUUGACAAAUUGAUCCAAAUAGCUGCAUCCCAGCUUAGUGACCAGCUUCCUGAGUCUAGGGAGGCUGCUCGUACUCUCUUGCUGGAACUCCAAACUGUAUAUGAGAAGUGUUCUGUCCCGACUCAGACUGCAGUACCCGAGGAGGAUUCAGUCCCGACUCAGACUCCAGUACCCGAGGUGGAUUCAGUCCCGACUCAAACUCCGGUACCCGAGGAGGAUUCAGAGAUGGGUUCAUGGGAGCACUUUUGUCAGUCGAAGCUCUCCCGUCUAAGUGCCCAAGCCGUACUUCGUGUGACGAACGUUGCUCGUGAAGGUAUUGCUCUGGGUUCCUAGCAGGACACACGUGGACUCAACAUAUGAUUCAUUUUUAUUAUCAUCUAUUCUAGUCCCUUUUUCCCUUGUUCGGUUUGGUUCAAUAUGUUUUUACGUGUAAAUACCGUGAGAUUGAGACUAUUGACGUAUAUUUGGGGAGGCAUUUGAAAUUCAGCUACGCAUCUUGUAGCAUUUCGUUA
Messenger RNA from Rhododendron vialii, 1400 nucleotides. RefSeq lists its product as uncharacterized. Gene Ontology annotation, biological process: microtubule cytoskeleton organization. The coding region runs from base 160 to 1221 and encodes 353 amino acids. Lineage: Eukaryota; Viridiplantae; Streptophyta; Magnoliopsida; Ericales; Ericaceae. Gene Ontology annotation, molecular function: microtubule binding. Gene Ontology annotation, cellular component: cytoplasmic microtubule. The transcript has 6 exons. The record is from RefSeq and is a predicted model, not a curated record.